Molecule: messenger RNA, 4280 nt
Organism: Morone saxatilis (striped sea-bass)
Lineage: Eukaryota; Metazoa; Chordata; Actinopteri; Moronidae
Gene: grin2aa
Product: glutamate receptor, ionotropic, N-methyl D-aspartate 2A, a
Exons: 13
Coding region: 1-4260 (1419 amino acids)
Biological process (GO): excitatory postsynaptic potential; synaptic transmission, glutamatergic; long-term synaptic potentiation
Cellular component (GO): NMDA selective glutamate receptor complex; postsynaptic density membrane; postsynaptic membrane
Molecular function (GO): transmitter-gated monoatomic ion channel activity involved in regulation of postsynaptic membrane potential; NMDA glutamate receptor activity
Source: RefSeq, a predicted model, not a curated record
AUGAAGUGGCUUGGCAGUAUGUCCCUCAGCAGCAAAAGGAGUAAGAGGAGGAGUAGAAGGAGCAGCAGUUGCAGCAGCAGCAAUGGCAGUAAUAGUGUGCUGCUAUCCCUGGCUCUCCUGGUGGCGGUGACCUUGAUUGCAGACCCCGUGGCGGCUCAAAAGCAGCGAACUGGCAGCGCCUCUGAAAAAGUGCCAGUCCUGAACAUUGCGGUGAUCCUGGGGCGCACACGCUACAUCUCAGACCGGGACAUCCGGGCGUUGUGGAGCAAGGAGGACCCCAUUGACGUCAACGUGGUCACACUGCUGGUCAACGAGACCGACCCGAAAAGCAUCAUCACCCACAUGUGCGACCUGAUGUCCGGGACCAAGAUCCAUGGCGUGGUGUUUGGGGAUGGCACCGACCAGGAGGCCAUCGCCCAGAUUUUGGAUUUUAUUUCCUCGCAGACGCUCAUACCCAUCCUGGGCAUCCAUGGAGGGUCGUCCAUGAUCAUGGCUGAUAAGGAUGUGAAGUCAACAUUCUUUCAGUUCGGGGCCUCCAUCCAGCAGGAGGCUUUGCUGAUGCUGAACAUCAUGGAGGAAUACGACUGGCACAUCUUCUCCAUUGUCACAUCAAAGUUCCCUGGCUACCAGGAGUUCAUCAAUAUCCUAAAAACUACUGUUGACAACAGUUUUGUGGGCUGGGACCUGCAGAAUAUCAUCGUUCUGGACGCAGUAGAGGAAGACAGCCGGUCUCAGAUCAUGCUCAAGAAGGUCCAGUCCCCAGUGGUCCUGCUCUACUGCUCCAAGGAUGAGGCAGUCUACGUCCUGGAGGAGGCUCGCUCUCUGGGCCUCACUGGGUUUGGAUACAUCUGGAUUGUGCCGUCGCUCACCACUGGGAACCCGGAAAUAACGCCUGACGAGUUUCCACCGGGAAUGAUUUCAGUGUCAUACGACGACUGGGACUACCCGUUGGAGGCACGCGUUCGGGAUGGUCUGGGGAUCAUAACGUCAGCAGCAGCAGCCAUGUUGGAGGAGUAUGGUGACAUCCCUGAAGCCAAGACGUCCUGUUACGGCCAGAUGGAGAAGACAAGCAAGCUGCCACCCAGUGCGCUACAUAAGUACAUGAUGAAUGUGACAUGGGAUGGCAGAGACUUGUCAUUCACAGAAGACGGCUACCAGGAAUACCCAAAGCUGGUGGUCAUUGUUCUCAACAAGGAGAGAGAGUGGGAGAAGAUGGGGAAACUGGACAACCGCAGCCUGACGCUUAAGUACCCAGUGUGGCCGCGCUUCAACUCCUUCGGUGAUGCUGAGCUGGAUGACAACCACCUGUCCAUUGUCACUUUAGAGGAGAAACCUUUUGUUAUCGUGGAGGACGUAGAGAGGCUCACCGGUACCUGCAUGAGGAACUCCGUGCCCUGCAGGAAGCACAUCAAAGACAACACAACAGAGGCUGGUGGGACAUACAUAAAGAAGUGCUGCAAAGGCUUCUGCAUUGAUAUUCUCAAGAAGAUUGCAAAGUAUGUGAAGUUCACCUAUGACCUGUACCUGGUAACCAAUGGCAAGCAUGGCAAGAAGAUCAACAACGUCUGGAAUGGGAUGGUGGGAGAGGUGGUCUAUAAGAAAGCCGUCAUGGCCGUCGGAUCUCUGACGAUCAAUGAGGAGCGUUCUGAGGUCAUCGAUUUCUCCGUCCCGUUCGUGGAAACCGGGAUCAGCGUCAUGGUCUCCCGUAGCAACGGAACCGUCUCCCCGUCAGCCUUUUUUCAGAACCCGUACGCGUACUCACCUCCGUUCCGCUUCGGGACGGUUCCAAACGGAUCCACAGAGAGAAACAUCAGGAAGAACUACCCGGCCAUGCACCAAUACAUGGUGAAAUAUCAUCAAACUGGAGUCGUGGACGCACUUGUCAGCCUCAAAACGGGUAAACUGGAUGCCUUCAUCUAUGAUGCUGCAGUGUUGAACUACAUGGCUGGCAGAGAUGAGGGAUGUAAGCUGGUGACCAUUGGCAGCGGGUACAUCUUUGCUACCACUGGUUACGGCAUUGCUCUACAGAAAGGCUCCUACUGGAAACGACAGGUGGAUCUGGCCAUCCUGGCCAUCAUCGGAGAUGGUGAAAUGGAGGAACUAGAAGCCCAGUGGCUGACCGGAAUUUGCCACAACGAGAAGAACGAGGUCAUGUCCAGUCAGCUGGAUGUGGACAACAUGGCUGGGGUCUUUUACAUGCUGGCAACAGCCAUGGGGCUUUCCCUUAUCACCUUCGUCUCUGAGCAUCUCUUCUACUGGAGGCUCAGAUACUGUUUCACUGGGGUCUGCACCGGCAAGCCAGGUCUUCUUUUCUCCAUCAGUCGGGGAAUCUGGAGUUGCAUCCAUGGAGUCCAUAUUGACAUGAAGAAAAAGACAGAUCUGGACUUUAGCCCCCAAGACAAAAUGCUUAAGCUCAUUAAAUCAGCCAAACAGAUGACCAACAUGUCUAACCUGAGUGGCUCCCGCAUGAACUCACCCAAACGUGAGUUCAUGCACUCAGCUGGGCCCAUGAUCAUGGACAUGAUGGCAGAGAAGGGCAACUUCAUCUAUGCUGACAACCGAAGCUAUGCUCCCAAAGACAUGAUCUAUGGGGACACUGGUGACCUGCAGUCCUAUCUUGCUAAUCGCCACAAAGACCACCUUAACAACUACAUCUUCCAGGGAGGCCAGCAUCCUCUGACCCUGAAUGAUGCCAAUCCCAACACAGUAGAGGUGGCAGUGAAUGCUGAUGCAGUCCAGACCAAUGCCAAGCCUCCCCGGACCCUGUGGAAGAAGUCAGUGGACACACUUCGUUCUGUGCCACCUGGGCCCCCUCCAAUGCCUGACAUGCUGAUGCCAGACCCACGAAUGUCGAUGAAGACACAGCGCUACCUCCCUGAGGACACAGCCCACUCUGACAUCUCCGACUGUUCCAGCAGGGCAGCCUCCUACAAGGACCCAGAAAACAACAAGCACCUGAAGCCCAAGGACAACUUAAAAAAAAGAUCGGUGACGUCAAAAUACCCAAGGGACUGCAGUGAGGUGGAGCUGUCCUACUUAAAGACUAAGCAGGUCAGCAGAGGAGAGAAAAUCUACACUAUCGACUCAGACCGAGAACUGAGUCUACACUCAGACCCCAUUCACUACCGAGAGAGUCGUGGCCUUGCUGCUGAUGAUUUGGAUUAUCCUGAAAUCUACUCUGACCACAGUGACAACUAUAGGAAGUGUGAGCAGCCCAUCAUUCAUCUGAACUCCUCGCCUUUGCAUCACACUGACUCUGAUCUUCUACCAGAUCCAACUUACUCUAAACACUACAACCUGAAAGAGAAAAACCUUUCCCUGUCCCCACACGAAUCUAUUGAUCGCUACAAACAGACACACUGUCGUUCCUGCUUGUCCAAAGUGACCGCUGGCUACCCACCAGGAGGGGCGUACACCCCUGCUGUAUCUGCCUCAGCUUCUGCCACACGCUCACCUUAUAAUCGGUGUGAAGCAUGCCUUCACACAGCCAACCUGUAUGACAUUACUGAGGACCAGCUCCUUACAGACCCCUUGGUCAGUCCCACCCUGCACCACCAACAGCAGCAGCAACCAGAUGAAAUGUUUGGUCUGUAUUGGCCACAGACAGAUGGGCCGCAUGUCCAAAAGAGAAACCGUUUAAGGCUGAGUCGUCAGCAUUCCUUUGACAACAUCAUGUUAGAAAAGCCCAAGGAUGUAGACCUGGGCCGGCCGGCACGCAGCGUCAGCCUCAAGGAGAAGGAUCGCUUCCUGGACUCCACAUCUGACUCGCACUACGCAAACCUCUUCGGCAUGCGUCCCUACUCUGGCAGACUGUUUGGUACUGGCUCCAAAUCCAUGCUGUUUAACCACAACCUGGAGGAGAGCAAGAGGAGCAAGUCCCUGUACCCGGCCCAUGGCUCGGAAAACCCUUUCCUCAGCCACUCGCUGAGGGAUGACACCAGCAGCAGACUGGUCCAUGGGCGUAGCUCCUCUGAUAUUUACAAACAGCUGGCGGUGGCCUCACCUGCAGCGGUCCUUGGAGCGCCCCCCAUCAAAACACGCAACGAUGCGAACAAUCUCCGCUCAUCUGUUAAAUCCACCACUUCAUACUGCUCACGGGACGGGCGGAUAUCCAAUGACAUGUACAAUAAAGAGCAUGUGAUGCCUUACUCAGCCAAUAAGACUAGUGCAUACCCAGCCCCACGUGGCGUCCUAAACUCAGCCCAGUUCAGCAAUAGACGGGUGUAUAAAAAAAUCCCCAGUCUGGAGUCAGAUGUUUAGUUGAUAUAAGAAAUAAUGUG